ACUUCGCCGCUUCAUUCGAAGAUAUAAAGUUAACCAUGUAGUCCUUUUAACCUACUAGGCACACAUCGCACGUAUUUUAGAGAUAUCGAUUUACUUAAUCGAUACCAUAAUGUUUUUUCCAGUACCUACAUCCCUAACAGUAUGGCCAACAAACGUCAUUCUUUUUUCGUGCGAGGCUGCGCACGCACGUAUUAUAACCUUAUCGUCGUUCUAAUACCUUAGUGUCGUUAUUUUUCAAAUAUCAUGCCGAAAAGAAAACAUUGUGAUGAUGGUGACAAAAUUGAGCGUUACAAACGCAAAAUCAGAAAACUGGAAGAGAAAUCUCGCCAGAAAGAAACGCGAAAACGUGUCAUAACUUAUUCAUCGUCGGAUUCCGAGAAAAAUUCAGAUGAUGAACAACCGAUUAAGGACGUCGAGGCGGCGGAGUCCGCGGAGGAUUUACUCCCGGACGACCCCGCGCCUGCAGAAGACAGCGCCAAUGCCGACUCUGUUGAGAUUCCCCAACUUGAUCCGGAGAUACUCGCGGCGCUAGGUGAAUCUACGCAAGAUACGCCCAACUUUGGCCCUAAAAUACACGAUAGCUUGGCACAACUGUGGUUGCCAAUAUUACGUAAAGGUCUUGAUAAAGAGGUAAAAGAAAAAUUGCUGAAACAAUUUUUAAUACCUGAAAACUGCCCUCUACUGAAGGCACCAAAAUUAAAUCCCGAAAUAUCGGCAGUAGUACCGGAAGCUAGUAAGGCUCGCGACAAGAGAGUUGAGACCGUUCAACAGCAGCUAGGCCUGGGUAUUACGGCCCUCAAUAAAGGACUGGAACUCCUUUUAGAUGAUGGACAAAAUAGGCUCGAAGCCAUUAAAUAUCUAAGUGACAGUUGCCGACUCCUGUGUGAGGUGCACUUUACGGAGACCGAGGCUAGGAAGAAGUUUGUAACCCCUGGAUUGAACAAGACGUUCUUAAAUAUAGUACAAGAUGUAGAAAGGGAUGAGAUGCUUUUCAGUAAGAAGCUUCCUGAAAAGAUCAAAGCAUCUAAAGCAAUUGAGAAACAGGGGCUGCAAAUUAAGAAGCCCCCUCCAUCUAACUCAAAGCCGAAUAAUCCUCCAACCUCACAGCCGUCAACAAGCCGUUCUCGUCAGUCGGGAAACUGGUCGAGCCCCCGUUACUCCUCGAACAGAGGGGGGAGGGGGGGAGCGAAACGGACAUCAGCAGCAGGUCGUGGCAGGGGCACGCCAACGGCGACCCAUUCGAAGCAGACCAACCAGAGCAAGCAGCGAGCCACAACGCAACAGCAAUAGAGGUACACGCAGGCAGAAUCCAUCACUUUUAUGAUCGUUGGUUAAAAAUCACUGACAAUCAAGUAGUUCUUGAAUGGAUAUUAAACGGUUAUUCUAUCCCCUUCGCCGGUGAAGUCUUACAAACCUCUUCCCCGGUUUGUUCAGUGGCACCCACUGAAGAAGCUGAUAUGUUUAUAGCUAUAAAGAAACUUAUAAACCUAGGUGCCAUUUCAGAAUGCAAUAGGUCCAAAGGCGAUUUUAUAUCUAGUUUCUUCUUGGCACCUAAGCCGAACGGGGAUAAAAGGUUUAUUUUGAACUUAAAGUCGUUGAACAGAUUUAUAGUCAAGACUCAUUUCAAAAUGGAAGACCAUAGAACAGCAGCUAAACUCAUACCAAGAAAUGGCUUCCUAGCUACGGUAGACUUAAAAGAAGCGUAUUUUUUAGUCCCGAUUGCCAAAGAUAACCGAAAAUUUUUACGAUUUGAAUUUGACCAACCGUAUGAGUUUAACGCUUUGCCCUAUGGUCUAUGCGAUGCUCCAAGAGUUUUUACAAAAGUAAUGAAGGUAGUUACAAACUAUCUUAGGAAUAAAGGUUAUAAAUCUGUUGUGUACCUAGACGACAUAUUAUGUAUAGGUGAUACGUAUAGCGAAUGUUGUCGUAACGUAAAGGAGACCUGUAAGUUGCUAGAAUGCCUAGGAUUUGUUAUUAAUCACAACAAAAGUGUAUUGAAUCCCCAACAAACUUGCCGGUUUUUAGGAUUUAUGUACAAUUCAGUGGAUUUGUCGUUAAGUUUACCAUCCGACAAACGAUCCAGCAUUUUGCAACUUAUC
Molecule: messenger RNA, 2099 nt
Organism: Pectinophora gossypiella (pink bollworm)
Lineage: Eukaryota; Metazoa; Arthropoda; Insecta; Lepidoptera; Gelechiidae
Exons: 2
Coding region: 244-1290 (348 amino acids)
Source: RefSeq, a predicted model, not a curated record